This is a messenger RNA of Oncorhynchus tshawytscha (Chinook salmon), 2436 nucleotides long. Its product is annotated as claudin-20-like. The transcript has 3 exons. Gene Ontology annotation, molecular function: structural molecule activity. The coding region runs from base 815 to 1540 and encodes 241 amino acids. Gene Ontology annotation, cellular component: plasma membrane; bicellular tight junction. Gene Ontology annotation, biological process: cell adhesion; bicellular tight junction assembly. NCBI's taxonomy places the organism in Eukaryota, Metazoa, Chordata, Actinopteri, Salmoniformes, Salmonidae. The record is from RefSeq and is a predicted model, not a curated record.
ACUUGGUAGUAAAUCUUAGUAAAGAAAACAUGCAGGCCCUAAAUCAAACCAACCCUGGGUAAUUUCACAUCGUGUCACAACUGUUUCCCCUGAUGGUUUACAAACAUUCUGCAUGUUGAAAAUGGGCAUGAUGACACCUCCGACUGUGACGUUAAAUAACAAGGCUUUUACAAAAUGAUGAGCACAAAACCAAUUAAACCACGAAAUAAAGAAUAUGCAAAUUGAACAAUAAAAUCCCUCAUCUCAGGAAAGGACAACCUUUGUGUCCAGUCAUGCCUUGGAGCUAUAACAUGGAGGAUGGGGCUGCAGUGAUAAAACAAGGAGCCAUGCUUAUAAUAGCCUGCCAUGUCUUCACACAUCACACAUCUGCACUCCCUGGGUACAUGUUAACUGUGGUUUCUUCACCCCCCCCCUCUCCCAUCCCUGUUAUUUAUUUAUUUCCCAACAGAACAUCACUAGCAUCAAGGAUCUUGUCGGUAAAAACACACUCAAACACAGUACAGUGCUUAAAUAGUGUGGCUAUUUCUCAUUCUGCAGCAGCAGCCCACGAGGGCCUGGAGACUGAAGUCCGAAAGGUCAGCAGCCAACCAACUCAGACAUCACUGCCAACAACCUGACACGUCAUAAGGAGAUCGGCACCAGCCGAGUCCAGUGGAGCCGGCGCUGAGGAAAGGGGCUGAAGAUUGGCCGCUGCCCGCUCUAGCACCAGGAUCCUCUACAGCCGUCUGGGGUGAGGGGUGGAGGAGACGAGGUGCCUGGCUGGGGCUGGGUGGAUGCUGCCUGGAGGAGGGGGGGCCACGGCAGCGGGAGGAAGAUGGCAUCCACAUGCAUGCAGAUAUUCGCCUUCAUCCUGGCGCUGUUGGGCAUCAUGGGGGCCAUGGUGGCCACACUGCUGCCCAAUUGGAAGGUGAGUGCCGACGUGGGCUCCAACAUCAUCACAGCCAUCUCCCAGAUGCAGGGGCUGUGGAUGGACUGCACCUGGUACAGCACCGGCAUGUUCAGCUGCACCUUGAAGUACUCGGUGCUGUCGCUGCCCGCCUACCUGCAGACUGCCCGCACCACCAUGGUGCUGUCCUGUGUGAUGGCUGCCAUGGGCCUGUGCCUGGCAUCCCUGGGGCUCAAAUGUACCCGCUGGGGGGGCGGCCGGCGCUCCAAGAGGCACGCGGCCAUCGCCAGUGGGGGCUGCUUCAUCGCCGCCGGCUUCCUGUGCCUGGUGCCCGCUUCCUGGUUCACCAACGAGGUCAUCACUAACUUCCUGGACCGCAGUGUGCACGAGAGCAAUAAGUUUGAGCCCGGGGGGGCCGUGUACGUGGCCUUCCUGUCGGCAGGCUUCCUCUUCGUGGGGGGGUCCAUCUUCUGCGUGUCUUGCUCGGGGAAGAGGCCCGGUCACCAGGACAUGAUCUUACUGCCCCCCCCCAACAAACUCAUACUGCAGCAGCAACAGCAGCUCCUACAGCAACAGCAGCAGGACCAGCACCAGUACUGCUCCCUCUCCCCACUAGACAAUAAGACAGGCUACAGCCUGCAGGACUAUGUGUAGGCUAAAGCAACACGCCACUUGCUACUGCUAGGCAGACCAGUUAGGGGAACAACCAGGGCUUACACUGCGUAAGAGAUUGAGGAGGAGACUAGAGCAGAGGGGAAGGACUUUGAUGGCGUCUCUUUCCCUCCUUUCCCCUCUUUUUCUGUUCUGCAAGCACAAGCAGUGGAGGUAUUCCCCGAGCAGCCCCUUGGAACAGACGGACGGAUGGUGAAUGUGAAAUGCAGCGCAGCCGGGGGAGGAAGGGAAGCGCUGCAGAAUGGGAGGGGAGCUGCAGCGACACAUGCAGAUACCCCAGCAAUCAUCAGUAAAUCCAUUAAGACUUCCCGGGGGAAUGGAUUAGCUGAUAACAAGCCUCCCGUUAAUUUCCUUUUCCUUGCCAAAGGUUUGAAUUAAUAAGCAAUCAUUUAGCUGCUAAUAAUCGUUUGGUAACCACCCAUUCGGCAAGUCGGCAAUAUUGCUAUUAUUGUCUGAGGCAAUAACAGUACGUGCAAUUCCCUUUUCAUAAGCAAGCUACUGUUGUUUUGAACUAUCCACUAGAUAUGCUAGUUGUUGGGACUGAUUUAAGUCAGUCUUAUUUUUGGUAGCUAAUAGACUGAUAUUUUGCCUAAGCAUGCUGUUUGGAGCCUGUCUGUGUAUAUUGCAGAGGAAUGCCUGUUAGAGACAGACGUAUGUAGUGUAGCCAACGCAAUGCCUAAAAAGCUGUAGUAUGUUAUCCUUCCCAUUGAAACUAUUCAAAGAGUGCUGUCAGAAUUAAUACAAAGGGUGCUGGGCUUGGAGAUCGAACAGAAUGGCAUAUAAACAAAAUCCUGUAACUCACCCUGCAGGUAGAGACAGACAGAGACACAGAGAGAGAAAGAGACACAGAGAGGGAGGGACAAACAGUGAGAGACACA